This is a messenger RNA of Paramecium octaurelia, 1328 nucleotides long. The record is from the annotation of a GenBank genome assembly. NCBI's taxonomy places the organism in Eukaryota, Ciliophora, Oligohymenophorea, Peniculida, Parameciidae.
AUGGCCAUCCAAAUUAUUCCUUCUGAUAACAGUCUAUACUUAUCAGUUGAUAAAUUGGCCUAACGAAUAAACAAUCUCUUCUCUCACAACUCAAAAAGUACUUUCUAGUUUCACAAUUAAGGGGCUUCAAAAAAAUAAAUUCUUACAAAGAGAGAAAGUUAAAUUUACUGUAUUUAUAUUAAUAUAACAAGUUAGAAGUUCAAUUCAGGAAAAACAUGAGUAACUUUUUUUAUGGAAGUCGUUUGAACUAACAUAUUCGGAGACUUAGAAUCUCUAGUGUGAGACUCAGAAGAGAUACUUUUCUUAUUUUGUAUCAACCCUAAAUGUAGUAUUUGUAAAUAUUACUAAGGAGGUACGAGAAGCUGCUAAAUUAACUACUUCUGCUUAAUCAGAAAUAGUAGAAUUAAAAAUUGAAAAAAGUUAAUCAAACUUAGAAUUUAGCUUUUUUAUCAUGAUAAAGAGAAUCUAAAAGAAUAAAAUAAUGCAUCAAACAACAUAAAUCAUUUUAUUUAACUCAAUGAAGUUAACAAUUAAAUAAAAAAGUUGUUACAUUAUUUUUAAUAUUAAUUUUAAUAUAUAGAGUAAAUCAUUUCCAACCUUAACAGCCAAAAAAGAGCCUCUUCAUGUUUCUUUAUAACUGUCUUGCCCAUUAGUGAAAGCACAUCCUAAAUGUGAUAAAACUUCAAACAUCUAUGAGGACAAAUCGCUAGAGAGAGUCUCUUUUCUAGACUCCGCCUGUUUCCUAUCUCUCUCUAUCAUCUUCGGUAUGCCAGAGAUGACUUUAUCAAGGUGGGGUAAAAGUUAUGAUUCACGGUUCAUUUAUCUUUUUCCCCUUCCCCUUGCAUCUCAACCAUAGCUUAUUUCAAAACCGUAAGGUAAAAUAAAAUAAAAAUAAAGUAAAAAGUAUAAUUACCAGAUUUAAAAGUUUUUAAUUUAUCAAGAGAUAGGAGAUUUUUCGAAUUUAGGGAAAAAUAUUAAUUUCAUAUAAUGACAAAGCAACAUAUUUUUUAACCAGGUCUAGUUUGACUAAAAAAUUUUAUUGCAGGUUCAGAGUGGGCCAUCUCUAUACAAGAGAAUUCUAUCAAGAUCAUACAGAGCUACUCCUUAAAAAGUUAUCCACAAUAGGAAUUUGCGACCCGCCUACUGUCAAUUGCCAGGGUGAAGUAGGAUGUUUGUUAUUUACUUAAUUACCUUGCUAUCUAACUAAAAGUAGGUGUAGUAGGAGACUGGGUACAGUAUCUGGCAAGGGAGCCAUGAUACUCUCUUCUGGAGGGCUGACUCCGAACUUAAUAAAAAUAAAUUUUAUGUUUAAAUAUUUUUUACUUUGA